Molecule: messenger RNA, 1884 nt
Organism: Suillus plorans
Lineage: Eukaryota; Fungi; Basidiomycota; Agaricomycetes; Boletales; Suillaceae
Product: dicarboxylic amino acid permease
Exons: 11
Coding region: 98-1750 (550 amino acids)
Biological process (GO): amino acid transmembrane transport
Cellular component (GO): membrane
Molecular function (GO): amino acid transmembrane transporter activity
Source: RefSeq, a predicted model, not a curated record
GGGUCCACUGAUAGCGACUACAUGCUGCUCGAGCGUUGGUUAAAAGUGCGCGACCUCAGGCUUAUCUUUAUUCGAAUCCGUUUCCCUCAACCACAGCAUGGACGCGCACAGUCAUGAUACCGAGAAGAAGAUCGAUAGCUUUGAGGCUAAUAAGGAUUUCGACCCCGUUUUAGUGGACCCUGCCGAGGAGUUGAGCUUGCAUCGUGGUUUGAAAGCGAGACAGAUAUCUAUGAUAACGCUGGGAGGCUCGCUGGGCACAGGUCUCAUCAUCGGUUCAGGUACUGCUCUCGUCAGAGGAGGUCCACUAGGUCUCUGGUUUGGGUACUCCUUCAUGGGCUUAGUCUGUUACUUCGUCAUGAUCUCUCUAGGCGAAAUGGGUGCAUAUCUCCCUCAUAAGAAAGGUUUUGCAGGAUAUGCGACUCGAUAUGUUGAUCCUGCCUUCGGCUUCGCUCUUGGAUGGAAUUAUGUGUUCAAGUACUUCAUUCAAACUACGAACAAUGUUAAUGCGGCGGGUGCUGUGGUGCAGUAUUGGACCUUAAGUGUACCUAUUGAAGUUUGGAUGGUGAUCUACAUUGCGCUGAUCUUCCUCAUCAACUUAAUGGGCAUUCGCAUCUUUGGCGAAGUCGAAUUCUGGUUCUGCAGCAUCAAAGUCGUCGCUUUAGUUGGUCUUAUCUUGAUGGGACUCAUUAUCGACCUCGGUGGCAAUCCCCAACACGAUCGUAUUGGCUUCAGAUACUGGAGAGCACCCUACGGACCCCUUCGUGAAUAUCUUCUUGCUGAAGUACACGACUCUCGUGUUGCUCAGUUUCUUGGCUUCUGGAGCAACCUUACUACAGCUUUGUUUUCGUACAUCGGCACAGAGCUGAUUGGCGUGACCGUAGGCGAAACUGAAAAUCCAAGGAGAAAUGUGCCAAGAGCUAUUCGUAGGGUGUUCUUUCGUAUUUUGGUGUUCUAUGUAGGGGGUACGUUCGUCAUUGGCUUGACGAUACCGAGUAAUAGCAGUGCACUGUUUGUGGCUAGUACAUCUCCAGCUGGUGCUGCUGCAUCGCCAUUUGUCGUAGUGACAACCAUUGCUGGCAUAAAAGUCUUGAACCAUAUCAUCAAUGCCGUGGUGUUAAUCUUUGUACUUAGUGCAUCAAACUCAGACCUCUAUAUCGGCUCCAGAACGCUCUAUGGCCUCGCUGUGGAACGCAAGGCACCUCGUAUAUUUGCGAAGGUUAACCGCGCUGGGGUUCCUUGGCCCUCGCUCAUUCUGAACACUUUAGUCUGCUUCUUGACAUUCCUUAAUGCGACUUCGUCGAGUUCUGUCGCGUUCGGCUGGUUCGCAAGCCUUAUUGCGAGCUUUGGCGCUAUUACGUGGAUGUGUAUAUCUUAUACCCACAUCGCCUUCAUGCGUGCGUUGAAAGCUCAAGGAAUAGAUCGAAACACUCUUCCUUACAAGGCACCCUUCCAACCAUAUGCUUCGUGGUUUGCCUUGAUUUUCACAGGCAUCGUGCUUUUUUUCAAUGGUUUCAGCGCUUUUCUUCCCUUUGUAUCGUCAUCAUUUAUCACAUCUUACAUCCCUAUCCCUAUUUUUUUCUCGCUAUGGGGCGGAUACAAGAUUUACUACCGCACUUUGACAAUCCCCGCAAGCGAAGCCGAUCUUAUUACCGGAAAACGUGAAAUUGAUGAAGAAGAAGCACGAUUUCUUGCUCGGGAAAAGCUCCAAGGUCCACGUUCUGGAAUACAAAGAAUUUGGGAUGCGCUUUGAAUAGUCUACCACUGAAACAUUAUUUACACCUCAAGGCCCCAAAUUAAUUCACAUUUGGUUAUCACGAGCCACGUAUUUGCUCUGGUUUUAAUUGUGUGCGAGAUAAGAUAACCUACUUUUGAACGUUAAGGUUC